Messenger RNA from Anopheles coluzzii, 915 nucleotides. RefSeq lists its product as uncharacterized. Gene Ontology annotation, biological process: regulation of exit from mitosis. NCBI's taxonomy places the organism in Eukaryota, Metazoa, Arthropoda, Insecta, Diptera, Culicidae. The transcript has 2 exons. The record is from RefSeq and is a predicted model, not a curated record. Gene Ontology annotation, cellular component: nucleus. The coding region runs from base 56 to 880 and encodes 274 amino acids.
UGCCGGCAUACAUGCUUGCACUAAAUUAGAAUCAUAGAAAGUGAAAGGUAUCGAUAUGGACAGUAUAAGCAUUGAGUUGGACACACCACUAAUCACGCAAGGCUGUGCGAGCAGAAUUGUUCGCACCAUUGUGGAGCUGUUGCUGUACAAUCGCACCCAAAUUCCCUUCCCAUACACAACCUUCCGAGCGAUGGUAAAGAAGCUGGAGUCAGCCGAUCCGACGGACGCUACCCAUUCUGUGGCGGAACUUCGGAUACAAAAGCAGCGCGAAAAGGCACAACAUGUGGUGCAGUGCGUGGAAAUGCUGUUCGAUACGAUAGAGAAAAUACUGUCCAACCAUCCACCGAUCGGUGAGCUGAUGAUCGUAUUUGGCAAAACAAUCUACACUGCCAAGGAAGCGUUUAUAAUAACACUGCCCGCCAUUGAUAGGAAUCACAUUGGCGAAAACCAUCAACGAUCGUUAGAAAAAGUGCUCCGAAAGUUAGGUUUACAGCUUACGCUUUGUGAUCAGCUGGUAAGCGGCCAGGCUGUAACGAGCGACACAAACAUAUUCGUUAUGGUACAAUCGUCGUGCACGCUUCAUCCCACGCUAGGAGUGAAUUUGUUGGACAAUUUUCAACUUCCCAAAAAGUGUGUAAAAUAUGAAAUCAGUUUUAAAAUGGCAAACAAAGGUGGAGACGAAACGGUGAACGGUUGCUGCAAACGAUUGGAAAUUUAUAGCGAAGAGGAAAGUAUGGUACAAUCCGGUACGCUGCCAACGGCCGCGCAAGCGACCACAACCGAGUUCCAAGGCCCUUUGAGCAACGAGUGGUUUCUACUGGACGCCGUAAUAAGUGGGUUUUCGAUCAAGUCCCCAAAAGAAAAUGUAAUGUGGAAAUGAAAAGUACAGUAAGUAAAAAGUCCUAUAACAAACCU